This is a messenger RNA of Apis laboriosa (Himalayan honeybee), 3667 nucleotides long. RefSeq names its product colorectal mutant cancer protein. The transcript has 14 exons. The record is from RefSeq and is a predicted model, not a curated record. Bases 697 to 3243 code for a protein of 848 amino acids. NCBI's taxonomy places the organism in Eukaryota, Metazoa, Arthropoda, Insecta, Hymenoptera, Apidae. Gene Ontology annotation, molecular function: calcium ion binding.
UCUCGAGUCCGGUUUUGAGGUUAGGGUUAGUGACUCAGUGACACUGGAAACGGCGGUUACAAGUUCUCAUGUGUGCACAACGACACGGAAAAAACGAAACUGUCUUAUCCUUUUCGAUGAUCCAGUGACAAGACAAACGCCUACGUGAAGUUGUGUUGUAAAAUUUUAAAGAAAUUCGUGCGUUAAAAAUACAUUAGCGAGAGAAUGAUGCGCACUCUUGUAGUUGAUCUGUUUAUACCUUAUGUAUCAGUAAAGUCUUCUGGAACAAGGGAAUCUACAUACUUUAAGCGGUCUAAAAAUAGCCGUUGCUUCCACUGAGGUUCGUAGACCUUUUCAUUCCUCGAACGUGAUUGCGGAGGCGGUCGAUGGUUUGAGUAUAUAUCUCUCGAAAUCGAUUAAUGAAUCGCGAUGCAACACGUGACUUAACGAUCCAUCGUGUUGGUCCUAUAUGUUUGACGCGAGUUCAAAGACCCAAGAACGUCUCGUUGCCAAAAUUCGAAAGAUUUACGUUGAUUUUAAUACGAUAAUUGUGUUCUGAAGGAUGUACCUGUGCAACGAAAAAAGCUCGAGAUGCGAGUAGCGUUAUAACCAAUUUCUGAACGUGACAAGGAGAAAACGUAAGAAAAGAUGGACACGAAACAGCGGUAUAGUGUGCUGAUAAUUCGUUACAAUGGAUAAACAAAAGAUAAAGUGAAAAUGUCACAAACUGCGGAUGCUGAAAGUGAAGCAGGCUCCAUCUGCGACGAGGAACGCGUCAGGAAGCUGUUUCAAGCAUGCGACGGCGACGGAGAUGGUUUUAUCGACAGUCAGGAUCUGCUGACGGUAUGCAGGGAACUGAAUCUGGAGAACUCGGUGGAGGAGUUAAUGAGAGAAUUGGGGGCGGACGAGCACGGUCGCAUUUCCUAUCAAGAGUUCCUGAGGUGUCGGUUGGCCCUACGACCGGAGAUCGAGGCCCUCAGGUCCGGCAAGCACAGAACUAGUCCCCACCACACGCACACGCCCGAAUACCUGCCGACGAGCAGCGACAACAGCCUCGGCACCAUAUCCGGGCGGCAUGAACGCUGGGAAUUCGACAGCGGGGCACGCGAUCUCUCACCGGAGCCCCACACUCUGCAGAAACUGGUGGAAGCUGCCGCGGGAGGGACUGGCAACAUGCUGGACUUGGCAAACAAGCUGCACGCGGCCGCCCUAUCGUCGUUGCGGUCCGAGGUGGCCGAGUUGAAUGCGAGGUUGGUGGCGGAGACACGAGCCAGGGAGGCGACCGAGGCGGCUUUGGUCCGCGCGGAGCUUCAGGCGGCGCGAGCGGAACAGAAGGUGGAGCAACAAGCGGCGAGGCACGAGGAGCGGCUCACCGAGUUACAUUCCGUGAUCGCCGAGCUUGGCAGGCAGCUCGAGAGGCAUCGAGCUACCGUAAUUGCCGAGGAGGAUGAGUCUGAGAUAGAAACGAGCAGAGACGCGGAGGGAUCUAUCACUAAUCCUGUCGAAGAGAGCGAAGGCGGAGGUGACAUUCAGGGGGAUGGAGAUCGUACCUUAGGCGAUGCCGAUUCCAGCUGCUGCGAGGACAUCGAGCCACGUACUGUCGAGAAUGGCAGAGAGCAAUUGGACAGUCCGGCGGCGUUACCAACGCCGGAACCGACACAACAGGCGGCUUCGUGCCAAAGCGUGGCCGUGGCAGCGUUGCAAGAAGAGGUCACAGCCCUUCGAGCGGAGAUCGCCAGCUUGCAGGCUCAACUGGCCAAUUUCAAGAAUCAGGCUAACAAUCAGAGGCAACAGGCUGGCAGCGAGUCGCCCCGUAGAGAAGCACGAACAAGAGGCAACACCAGCUCACCGGAACCUUUGAGUGCACCUUGCUCGCCACUCUUGCCACCCCUGCAGACACCGCCGACAAAGAGCGUAACGAGGGAGGAAGUUCCAGUUCUUAAAAUAGCCGAGAGGGUAAGACUCAGGAGGACCGACGAGAGGCACAUCACAGGACCCGAUAUUACUAAUCUGGGGGUGUGUUCCACGAUGGUGGCCGAGCAUCUAGUGUCAGAUCUUCUGGAACACUCAAACAUUCAAGAAUUGAACGGAUCCGAGAAACAAUUCGAAGUAGAGACGGAAAGAUUGAACAGCAGGUUAGAGCAUGCUCGAACGAACAACGCGGUUCUUGCCUUGACUUUACACGAGAGUAAGGCGCAAUGCGACAGAUUGAGUCUUUUAGUGGGAAAGUACGAAUCGAAUGCGAUUGCAUUACGAUUAGCCCUUUCUUAUAGCGAUCGCGCGAUAGAGGCUUAUGAUGUGUUGGUAGCGUUGCUGGAAAGCGAGAUUGCCCUAUCGACGGAAAGAAAUAGCAUCACGAUCGAAAACAGGAGAGCGGCCGAACAUGUAGCCUGUCAUGUGUUGAAUAAACUUGAAAAUGAAUGUAUGAAUACCUUGAAUGCACCGUGGGAAGAUAGUAUAGUUUUGUCGGACGAAUCCGAAGUGACUUGGUGCGUUGAAGAUGAGCAAAGACUUAGAAGACACAUUAGCAGAUUGAAAGGGGAACGAGCUAUGGUUAGAUCGACUGUAGUGGAAUUAGAAAGCGUUCACGCUGAACCACUAAACUCGAAAAACACGAUUUCUCUCGCCGAAGCUCGAAAAUUAGAUUUAGAAACAGCUGUACUUAUGCAGGAAUUAAUGGCUAUGAGAGAGGAUAAGGCAGAGCUACGAGCACGAGUUUUUCUGUUGGAAAAGGAACGAGCUACUAUAGAAUUGAAAUUAAAUGCACGUGAUACGCAAAUUGCAGCUCAGCAUGCCGCCAUUGAACAUCUUCAGGGUCAACUCAGAGAUACAGAGGCCAUGCUGGCAAUGGCUACGAAUAAAGAUCGAGGUUUAAGCGAUAACGAAAGUGAAGGCAUGGAAUCCGAAUUAAUAGAAGCAUUAGGACGAGAGGCUAGACUAAAAGAACGAUUGCAAGAAUUAGUUUCUACUUUAGAUAAAGUUAAUAAAAAUUCUGAAUUGAGGCAUCAACAAUCAGCCGAGCUUAUUAAUGAUUUAAAAAGAGCGAAUGGAGCCUUGGUACAAACUUUAGAGAAGUCUAAGAAAAAAUAUCAAUCCAGAUUAAAGAAAUUGGAACAACAAAUGUUGGGUAUGGUGGAAAGACAUGCUGCUCAGGUAAAAUCUUUAAAACAACGGAUAGCAUUGCUAGAGGAGGAAUCGGCAGGAUAUAAAACAAGUUUACCACUUCAAUCACAGAGUUCUGGUGCCAGCGAAACAUCAUUAUGACAAUUUAGUGAUUAAUCGAAAUCGAUUGAUAAAGGCUUUACGAGUGUUUUUACUAUUCUUCCUGUCAUUACAAAACGAUUAAAAUACAGAUAAAAUUUACGUAUUUUUUUAUACCAAUAGUUGCCCAAGAAUAACGCUUGAUUAUUCGCUUUUGUAAUUAUAUAAAAAAAGAAUACGAGUUAGUAGCUAUCCUAAAAUUUAAAUUACAAGCUAAGCUUAUGCAAAAAUGUGCUAGUGAUACAUCAAUGCGAGCAAACUAUUUAAAAUAGUCCUCCAAGUAUAUUGUGAAUUAUAAAUAAUUGUUAUAUGAUACUAUAUGUCAUUUAUAGACGAUGAUAGUCAUCUUGUAAAUAUGUAUAUUUCAAGCAUUAAAGAAAAGCGUGAUAUGUGUAAACUAUGAUGAAAUAAAUUGUGCUUUAUUAAA